Molecule: messenger RNA, 2226 nt
Organism: Coniophora puteana RWD-64-598 SS2
Lineage: Eukaryota; Fungi; Basidiomycota; Agaricomycetes; Boletales; Coniophoraceae
Product: UPF0061-domain-containing protein
Exons: 7
Coding region: 1-2226 (741 amino acids)
Source: RefSeq, a predicted model, not a curated record
AUGUCCUCCACCAGCACCAAAACCAGCACCAGCACCAAAUUCCCCAUCUCCAACCUCCCCCUGCCCCCGCCCUCCCACCUCCUCACACACAACCUCACCCCCGACCCACUCACCCCCUCCCCCGCGCACUUCCUCUCCUCCGUCCUGCGCACAACCCCAAGCAUCCAGCGCCGCGCACGCCUGCUCGCGCCCGACGCCCACUUCUCGUACGUCGCGCCCUGCCCGCUCCCGUUCCCGUUCGAAAUCGCCCCGCCCGAGCCGCCGGAGGUCGUCGAGGACAAGGCGGCGUACAUCGAGACGUGGCUUGCGCAGCGGGAGGCCGUGCACCCCGUGGCGGGCGCGGGGCAGCGGGGCGCGCUGCGCGUGUACGUUCCCUCCAACAAUCAAAAGGACGGGGAGUACCCGAGGGAGCUCGUCGGCCUGUCCGAGCGCUGCGUAAGUGACUGUCUGCCGCACCUCGACGUCGGCAAUGCGCUGCGCACGCUCGGCACGCCUGCGCUUGCGCCUGAUGUGGACGCGGACGCUGCGACGGCGCCAGGGGACUUAGACGCGAGCGCGCAGGAGCUCGUGGAUGUACUCGGCGGGCACGCGGUGCUCAUGAACGCCGACCCUCCCCCCGAAGGGCCAGGAUCGGAGACCGCGCCGACGCCGUUCGCGCCGUGGUCGCUCCGCUACAGCGGGCACCAGUUCGGGGUGUGGGCCGGGCAGCUGGGCGACGGGCGGGCGAUGUCAGUGCACGUCACGCCGCACCCCGCGGACCCGGACGUCACGUACGAGCUGCAGCUCAAGGGCGCGGGGCGCACGCCCUUCUCGCGGAGCGCGGACGGGCUCGCGGUGCUGCGCUCGUCUAUCCGCGAGUAUCUAUGCUCCGAAGCCAUGCACGCACUGCACAUCCCCACCACCCGCUCCCUCGCCCUCGUCUCCCUCCCCUCGCUCCCCGUACAGCGCGAACGCACCGAGAGCGCAUGCAUAUUCACGCGCGUCGCCCCCUCCUUCCUGCGCAUCGGCAACCUCGAGGCGUUCAACCCGCCCGCAGACAUGUUCUUCCUCGGCGGCGGGCAGCAGCCCGCGAACAUGGAGGGCCUGCGGCGCAUGGGCGAGUGGGUCGCGCGGCGCGUGUUGAGGCUUCCCGGCGUCGAUUGGGAGGGGGGCGGGCCGUGGGGUAAGGAGCUGGUUAUGGAGGUGGCGAGAAGGAACGCGCGGAUGGUGGCGGGCUGGCAGGCGUAUGGGUUUAUGCAUGGGGUUAUUAAUACUGACAAUGUGUCUGUCUUGGGGCUGACGAUCGACUAUGGUCCGUAUGCAUUCAUGGAUGUAUUUGAUUCGCACCACAUAUGCAACCACUCGGACGGCGAGGGCCGCUAUGCGUACCAGUACCAGCCCAACAUGAUCAUAUACGCCUGCCGCGCGCUGCUAACCGCGCUCUCCCCGCUCAUCGGCGCCGAACUCGAAACGUCCCGCGCCGUCUCGCAAGGGUGGGCCGACAACGCGUCCAGCGAGCAGAUCUCCGCAUGGCGCACGGCCGCACUCGACGCCGUCAAGGUCGAGAUGGAGACGGCGAUCCAGGAGAUCACGGGUGCGGAGUACGGGCGGAUCCUGCGGGCGCGCCUGGGGCUGCGCAGGCAGGAGGGGAGCGACCAGACGCAGCUGGUGCAGCCGCUGCUGAGCAUUAUGGAGUCGUGGAAGAUGGAUUUCCACGCGACGUUUCGUCGAUUAGCAUAUUUCCGGCCGGCGAUGGUGCGUGCGCGGGACACUGAUGGGAGCGGCGACGCGUUGGAGGGGUUUGUGAAGGAGCUGCUGGGCGGGGUGAGCGAGACGGGGCCGAUGUAUGACGCGGGGCGGGCGACGGAGGAGUGGCUGGUGUGGUUGGACAAGUACGCUCGGCGGAUCGAGAGCGAGCGGGACGAGUGGGCGAUUGGAGCGGGCUUGGACUCGGAGGGAGAGGUGGACGCGGCGCGGGAGAAGGCAGCGCGGUCGGCGAACCCGCGGUUCGUGCUGCGGCAGUGGGUGCUCGAGGAGGUGAUUAAAAAGGUGGAGGGGGACCACGAGAGCGGGAAGCGGAUAUUGGGCAAGGUGAUGCAGAUGGCGUGUAAUCCGUUCGAGGCAUGGGGAGCUGAGCGGGAGAGUGCGCCGACCAACGAACUGGACGCUGAGACUCGAGAGGAGAGAAGGCUGUGUGGUGUUGGGGAGAGGAAGAUGCUGGGGUUCCAGUGCAGCUGUUCGAGUUAG